Messenger RNA from Solenopsis invicta (red fire ant), 2497 nucleotides. RefSeq lists its product as uncharacterized. The coding region runs from base 185 to 2092 and encodes 635 amino acids. The record is from RefSeq and is a predicted model, not a curated record. The transcript is spliced from 4 exons. NCBI's taxonomy places the organism in Eukaryota, Metazoa, Arthropoda, Insecta, Hymenoptera, Formicidae.
AUGAUAAAAAUCAUCUAUUUUAAGAGUAAAGUCGAUGGUACACGCUACGAUUUUUCGUACUAGAUUUAGCCACUAAGCACGAGAGCCUUUCGCGAGUAUCUUUUAAGACCUAAAAUCACAGAGGUUAUGUUCAAGAAACGUGGUCGUGUUCGAGUAAAGAUAUCUUUUAUCACAUUUGUGCCUCAUGGUAUUGUUUCGAUUGGAUGCGAAAGACUUGUAUUAUAUCAUCUGCGCUUACAUUUAUACUCUAUUUCUGGUUGGAUGCAAAGGACUUAUAUCUUAUACGCUCACAUUUAUUGACUCUUCUAUUUUCUGUUAUACGGAAAGAACAAUCUUUAAGAUGCGGAAAUCUUUUCGUGAAUUGUCAACAAGGCAACAAAAUCGUCGCUUGCAGGCGUACGAAAGUCAACAAGAGCAGGAAACAAAUUCUUCUCCAAAAAAUACUCUAGCUAACGUCCGUACCAAUGUGGAAUUGGUCUCUAAUUUUUACCAAUCCAUUGCUGAUAAUUCAGACGAUAGUGACGAUAAUGACGAUAGAUCCGAUAAUAUUUCAAUGUCUCACGAUCGAGAAAAUAUUAUAAAUGAGAGUAAUGGAAACUUUUCCGAAAAUGCGUACAAAAAUGAAGACUUUUCUACUUGGUUACGUUCGUGGAAAUUGAAACAUAACAUUUCACACAGUGCUAUGUCGGAACUUUUGAGUCAAUUGAGCAUAUGCGGCCAUGCCGAUUUACCAAAGGAUGCAAGAACACUGUUACGAACACCCAGGUUUAACUCUAUCAAGAUUUCAGCCAGCGGAGGUAGUAAUUUUCAUUACGGUUUGGAAAACGGUCUAAUUGAUCAAUUGAUACGUACUAAUUAUGAAAAUGAAAAUAACGUAAUUGAAAUAGAUCUGAAUAUUGAUGGACUGCCAAUAAGUAAGAGCAGCAAAAGUCAAAUUUGGCCGAUAUUGGGAAAGAUCUACGGAAAUAAAGCAUUCACGCCUUUUAUUAUUAGUGCCUAUCAUGGGUACACAAAACCGAAAUCUUUAACAGAUUUUCUGGCUCCUUUCUGCGAAGAGUAUCGUGAACUUCAACGCACAGGAAUCGCUUUCCGUAGAAAAACUUAUGCAGUAAAAAUAAGAUGCGUAAUUUGCGAUAGUCCUGCCAGAUCAUUUGUUACAGGCACUAAAGCACACAAUGCCUUUUUUGGAUGUGGCAAGUGUAUGCAAGAAGGCACGUUUGAUAAUCGUCGCAUGCUUUUCUUAGACUUUGAUUCACCUCCUCGCACCGAUGAAAAUUUUAAAAAUAGAUUGCAAGAAGAGCACCAUAAUAAUACGUCUCCAUUAGAAUCCAUACUGCCUAUGGUGUCACGUUUCCCUCUUGAUUAUAUGCAUCUAGUGUGUCUGGGAGUCACAAAGAAAUUGUUACAGUUGUGGACAAAUGGAUAUCAUACGUCAAAACUGAGUGGUCAAAAAAUAACGCAGUUAUCUGACAAAUUAAUUGCUAUUUCAAAAUGGAUACCAAAGGAAUUUCCUCGAAAACCACGAUCAUUGGAUGACUUGUCUCGAUGGAAAGCAACUGAGUUGCGAUUGUUUCUUCUAUACGUAGGACCAAUUGCUCUGCAUGGUAUUUUGUCGCAAGAUAAUUUACGACAUUUCAAUGUGCUACAUUGUGCUAUUCGCAUACUAUGUCAUUCAACCGAUUUCUUACACAACAAUGAAUAUAGCAGAGAUUUGUUGAUACAUUUUGUGAAAAUCUGUAAAGAGUUAUACGGAGCAGAUUCAAUUAUUUAUAACGUACACAAUUUAAUUCAUUUAAGCGAAGACGCACUCAAAUAUGGAUCACUCGAUAAUUUUUCUGCAUUUCCUUAUGAAAAUUACAUGCAGACAAUAAAGAAAAUGCUCCGAAAAGCUGAAAAGCCACUACAGCAGCUGUACAACAGAAUCUCCGAAAUAAAUACCGAACUUAAAAUUACUGACAAUGAAUCCAUUUAUCCCAUCCUGAAGAAGGAAUUUCGAGAAAUUCUUCCUGCAAAUUGCAAAAGAGCACAUCGUGUAAUUCAAUUCAAAGACUUUAUUCUGACAGCUAAGAAACCCGACAAUUGCUGUUUCUAAAAGAUAAUACAAUUGUUGUUAUUAAACACAUUUGCUAUAACGGAGAUACUGCCGUCAUAAUUGCAAGAAAGUUUUUAACGAAAAAUUCAUUAUCUUUGUACCCAUGUUUAUCGGAAAAUAUGGAUAUGUAUAUUGUAAACAAUUUAUCCCAGUUAAUGAUAUCGGAAGUUACCGAAAUUUCGAAUAAAGCUGUUCAACUUCCAUUCGGGGAAGACUCAUGGUGCUGUAUGCCAUUGUUACAUUCAUUGUAGCAUUAAAUUAGAAAUUAUUACUACCUCUAUACUUCCUGAUAGCGCGCUAAUGAGAAAGAAUGGAGUAUUAUGUUUUAUUGUAUGAUAUGUACUGCAUAUCUGUGCCAUCGUCAUGGAUCAAUUUCGAUCAAAGUACUUUCAAGAUACCCAAAAA